Messenger RNA from Caretta caretta (loggerhead turtle), 1584 nucleotides. RefSeq names its product PDZ and LIM domain 3 (gene PDLIM3). Gene Ontology annotation, biological process: actin cytoskeleton organization; muscle structure development; heart development. The record is from RefSeq and is a predicted model, not a curated record. Gene Ontology annotation, molecular function: actin binding; muscle alpha-actinin binding. Gene Ontology annotation, cellular component: Z disc; adherens junction; filamentous actin. NCBI's taxonomy places the organism in Eukaryota, Metazoa, Chordata, Testudines, Cheloniidae.
CAGGAGCAGGGAUAAAGUGCUGUUUCUGCAGCUGUGGGAUGAGAAAAAACCUCUCAGGCGUAUAAAGGAUCUGCUGCCCUGUCCAGCAAAGACACUGCUGACAGGACCUUUAUUCCUACAGCUCAGCCUUCAGCUCCCUUUACCAAGCUAGGGAAAAAAGAAAAAUAAUCCAGUAAUAGUAGCGGUCAGAAAAUUGUUGUACAAUGCCACAGAACGUCAUUCUCCCAGGACCUGCUCCUUGGGGAUUCAGACUGACAGGAGGGAUAGAUUUUAACCAGCCUUUGAUCAUAACCAGGAUUACGCCAGGAAGCAAGGCUUCAGCAGCCAAUUUAAGUCCUGGUGAUGUCAUUCUAGCUAUUGAUGGCUAUGGUACAGAGAACAUGACUCAUAACGAUGCACAGGAGAGAAUUAAAGCAGCAUCACAUCAACUUUGUCUCAAAAUUGAGAGGGCAGAAAGUAGAUUAUGGUCUCCACAAGUUUCGGAAGAUGGCAAAGCACAUCCCUUUAAAAUAAAUUUGGAAGCUGAUCCACAGGAUACGAACUACUUUGAACACAAGCAUAAUAUUCGUCCCAAACCUUUCAUAGUCUCAGGCCGAAGCAGUGGAGGCAGUACUCCUUCCGGUAUUGAUGGUGGCAGUGGACGUAGUACCCCCUCUUCUGUUAGUACUCUCAGUACUAUUUGCCCUACUGAUUUGAAAGCUGCAUCUAAGAUGGCCCCUAACAUUCCCUUGGAAAUGGAACUUCCUGGUGUCAAGAUUGUACAUGCUCAGUUUAAUACACCUCUGCAGAUGUACUCAGAUGACAAUAUAAUGGAAACACUGCAGGGCCAAGUUUCUACAGCUCUUGGGGAAAAUCCCUCAAUGAGUGAACCAGUACCAACCUCUGUACCUCAAUCUGAUGUGUACAGGAUGCUGCAUGACAAUCCGGAAGGGCCCAGUCAACCACGUCAAUCUGGCUCAUUUAAGGUGCUCCAGGAUUUAGUCUCCGAGGAUUCUGAUGGACGUCCCGUUGGUACAAGGAGUGUGAGGGCACCGGUAACAAAUAUGCCUUCAGGUGCAGGAAGUGUACAAAAAGUGCCAUUGUGUGACAAAUGUGGGAAUGGCAUUGUUGGUACAGUGGUGAAGGCACGUGACAAGUACCGGCACCCAGAAUGCUUUGUGUGCUCUGACUGCAAUAUCAACCUCAAACAAAAGGGCUACUUCUUUGUGGAGGGACAAUUAUACUGUGAAACUCAUGCGCGAGCCCGCAUGAGGCCACCAGACGGAUAUGAAGCAGUUACCAUUUAUCCUAAGUGCUAGUCCUAUGCUAACAGACACACAUGCAUGCACACAAAAAGACAUUAACAACUUAGAGAAGCAAUACAACUGACUGAACUUACUGCCUUAAUCCAAAGUAGCAGUUUUUAAACAUUUUCUUUUGGAGUGGGAGUGAUGCAGAAGCCUCAUUAGCCAGCAAUAGCAUAUAUAACAGUAACAUUUUGCAAAGUAAUUAUCUUUGAAUAUGCCAGUGUAAUUUAAUGAAGUAUAAGGCAGUAAAGUUUUGUAUGACAUAUUGUACUGAAUAAAAAUAACUUUAAACAGUUGA